GCCGACUCCAGCACCACCGCCAGUGACAUUCCGGAUCCACUCGACCUCCAAGCUUCGCCGCCACUGCUGGUGCUGCCUCCAUCUCCCUCCUCACCUUCUGCCUCGACUGCAUCGGCGCCGCCCUCCCCAUCCUCGCCGUCGCCGUCGCCCCCUCGACAAUCUCCAUCGGCAACCCGUUCACCAGUCAUCCCACUCCACCAGACGCCUCUCCCGCAAGCUACGACAGCACCCGCUGCUGCACCGCCCAACAUCAUGGCUCCGUCGGCCAAGGCCGCCGCCAAUGGCGACAAGGAUGGCUUCCACACAGGCAAGGUCUACUCCAUCUCUGGACCUGUCGUUGUCGCCGAAGACAUGCUUGGCGUUGCCAUGUACGAGCUUGUCCAAGUUGGCCACGACAACCUCGCCGGUGAAGUCAUUCGAAUCAAUGGCGACCAGGCCACCAUCCAGGUCUACGAGGAGACUGCUGGUGUCACUGUUGGCGACCCCGUCAACCGAACUGGCAAGCCUCUGUCCGUCGAGCUUGGCCCUGGUCUGCUGAACAACAUCUACGACGGUAUCCAGCGUCCCCUCGAGAAGAUUUCGGAAGCCUCGAAGAGCAUUUACAUCCCCCGCGGUAUCGCCAUCCCUGCGCUCGACCGCACCAAGAAGUGGGAGUUUACGCCCACCGCCAAGGUCGGUGACCACAUCUCUGGUGGUGACGUCUUUGGCACGGUCUUCGAGAACUCCUUCAUCAAGGUCCACAAGGUCCUCCUGCCACCCCGCGCUCGCGGUGUCAUCACCAAGAUCGCGUCCAAGGGCGAAUAUACCGUGGCCGAGAAGAUCCUCGAGGUCGAGUUCAACGGCACCAAGACCGAGUACCCCAUGAUGCAGUCAUGGCCCGUCCGUGUCCCCAGACCCACCACCGAGAAGCUCUCUGCCGAGUCGCCGUUUAUCGUCGGCCAGCGCGUCCUGGAUGCCCUCUUCCCCAGUGUCCUGGGUGGCACCGUCGCCAUCCCAGGUGCUUUCGGUUGUGGCAAGACUGUCAUUUCCCAGUCGGUUUCCAAGUUCUCUAACUCUGAUGUGAUUGUAUACGUCGGAUGUGGCGAGCGUGGUAACGAGAUGGCCGAAGUCUUGAAGGAUUUCCCCGAGCUGUCCAUCGAGGUCGACGGCCGCAAGGAGCCCAUUAUGAAGCGCACAACUCUGAUCGCCAACACAUCCAACAUGCCUGUCGCCGCUCGUGAGGCUUCCAUCUACACGGGAAUUACGGUGGCUGAAUAUUUCCGCGACCAGGGCAUGGACGUCGCCAUGAUGGCCGACUCGUCUUCCCGCUGGGCCGAGGCUCUGCGUGAGUUGUCUGGUCGUCUCGGAGAAAUGCCUGCUGACCAGGGUUUCCCUGCCUACCUUGGUGCCAAGCUGGCCAGUUUCUACGAGCGUGCCGGCAAGACCGUCUGUCUUGGCUCGCCCGAGCGUAACGGCAGUAUCAGCAUUGUCGGUGCCGUCAGUCCCCCGGGUGGUGAUUUCUCGGAUCCCGUCACAACCUCGACCCUCGGUAUCGUGCAGGUGUUCUGGGGUCUCGACAAGAAGCUUGCUCAGCGCAAGCAUUUCCCCUCGAUCAACACGUCCGUCUCUUACAGCAAGUACACGAACGCCCUCGCCAAGUGGUACGAGAAGGACUAUCCCGAGUUCCCCAAGAACCGCGAUCGGAUCAAGACGAUUCUCUCCGACGCUGAAGAGAAGGAGCAGGUCGUCCAGCUGGUCGGCAAGUCUGCGCUGUCGGACCCUGACAAGAUCAUUCUCGAUGUGGCUACGCUGCUCAAGGAGGAUUUCCUCCAGCAGAACGGCUACUCCGACUAUGACCAGUUCUGCCCCAUCUGGAAGACUGACUGGAUGAUGAGACUGAUGGUCGGGUUUUAUGACGAGGCUCAGAAUGCCAUCGCUCAGGGACAAAGCUGGGCCAAGGUCCGUGAGGCCACAUCAGACUUGCAGGCCAAGCUGCGUAGUCUCAAGUUUGAGGUGCCCAGCGAGGGAGAGGAGACGAUCACAAAGAAGUAUGAGGGAAUUCAACAGGAAAUGUUGGACAAGUUCGCAUCGGUCACCGAUGAAUAGAGCACAUUGUUCGGCGUCGGUUAUGAUAGCACUCCUGUUUCAGGCGCGAGAAUCGCAGACCUGAGUUUUUAUAGAUACUACUCAAGUACCAAGCAUAUAUUCUGUAUUGAGACGUUGCCGUUUGAAUUGCAGAUGCCGCGGGCGGAUGAUCACCACACAAGCUGGAACCCUGGAAUCCACAAUCAUCCACAGAAUG
This is a messenger RNA of Microdochium trichocladiopsis, 2281 nucleotides long. Its product is annotated as V-type ATPase. Bases 253 to 2085 code for a protein of 610 amino acids. Gene Ontology annotation, biological process: ATP metabolic process; proton transmembrane transport. Gene Ontology annotation, molecular function: ATP binding; ATP hydrolysis activity; proton-transporting ATPase activity, rotational mechanism. The record is from RefSeq and is a predicted model, not a curated record. Gene Ontology annotation, cellular component: proton-transporting V-type ATPase, V1 domain; fungal-type vacuole membrane. Lineage: Eukaryota; Fungi; Ascomycota; Sordariomycetes; Xylariales; Microdochiaceae. The transcript is spliced from 7 exons.